Ceutorhynchus assimilis (cabbage seed weevil) is the source of this 7854-nucleotide messenger RNA. The record is from the annotation of a GenBank genome assembly. Lineage: Eukaryota; Metazoa; Arthropoda; Insecta; Coleoptera; Curculionidae.
GGAGAGUUGGCACGUAUGAUUCCACCGAGAGUAGCACCUACCAGGCGAACCCGUCAAACAGACGGUAACCAUGAAUUUACUGUCAAACUAGAGGCACCAAGAACCUCAUUAUAUCAGAAUUCAUAUCUCUGGAGAACAGCAUCGCUGUGGAAUAAACUCCCUGCGACGGUUUUCCCUGCAGGUUACAACCUGAACCGUUUCAAGACCAACAUACACCGACAUUUCCGCGCACUUGCCGCUUCUCGAGCGUGAUAGGACAUUUCCUUGCGAGUGCGCAUAUCCGUAAAAAAAAAAAUACCUGUUGAAGGGUUUGUCAAGUAUCAAACAAUGAUCUUUAUCUAUAAAAUAAAAAAUGGAAUUACACCUGACUAUUUGACAAAUAAAUUGAUCACCAGUGGGGACAUUCAUAACUAUGCAACUAGAAAUAGAGACAAUUUUUAUGUUGCAAAAAAGAAUAAAUCGCUUUCUGAGAAAGCAGUAUACCAUAAGGGGUUAAUAAUUUUUAAUGCAUUGCCGAAUGAGAUAAAGAACUUGCCAACCAUUGGAUUGUUUAAGGGGAGACUUAAAGAAUACUUGAAGGGAGAAUGAUGCAAAUGAGAAGAAAAAAAAAAUAAAAAAUUGUGCUGUAUUUUGUUAAUUCAGAAUUGUCCACUGAUCUCCACAUUGUAAGACGGUAGUAUUACUAGGUGAACUAAUUAUUAUAUCUCUUGUAUUGUAAUAUUUAUAGUAUCAAAUUUUUUGUACUAAAUUAGAUGAAGUCUAAAUAAAGCAAUUAUUAUUAUUUCCAAUCUUAUAAUGUAAAUAUUUAUUCGAGUAUUUAUUGUUCCUUACCACCUGAUUGACUUUCAGUUCCUAACCCUUGAGGCAAAGGCACAUUCCCUCCAGUCAUUAGAACCAAAAAAAACUUCUUGGCUUUUGUUGAAUUUGGAUAAUCUACUACAACACCCCCAUAAAAUCCAGCCUUCAUUGCUUGACUAGUUACCAGUUCCAUUUGCUCCCCAUUUUCUGGAUAAAAUUGUAAAACAGCUCUAGCGGACCUACUCAGACAGGCAUAGAGGGUGCUAAAAAAUUUAUACAGCCUCUGGACGGGUUUAUGAUGAGAUUUGUCUGCAUUGCAAAGCCAUUGGAGAGCCGAUAUUGAUAUUGCACCAUCAAAGGCGCCAGCUUUAAAUGGACAUCCCUGUCCCAUAUCUGUUAAUAGUAAAUCGCCUUCUACUUCUCUUUGAACUGCAAUCUCUGUAACAUAUUUAUUUACAUUAUUUUUAUUUAAUAGAAAAGUAAUUUCCUACCUAGCAUAGCAGUAGAAAUAUCUAUUCCAACCCAAUAAUGCCCAUUGUCCUCUAAAACACUUCCACUCAACCCGGAGCCACAACCAAUAUCUAGAAGAAAGCAGGGAGAGUCUUCGGGCAAUAACAAAAGUUCUAUGGCUCUUUCAGACAUUUGCUCUUGAAUUUCCAUAAUUCUUGAGCUGAAAUUUAUUUAAUUAACGAAAAUAUUGCAAAGUUUAAGCUCAAUAACCUACUUUUGUGUAUAUUUUUUGGCCUCAUCUUCAUUGUAAAACUAUAAAUUAAAAGUUUAUAAGGGAAUGACACAGUAGAAGAGUUAAAUAAACGCUACUUACGAUCUCAGGGGGUGCCAAAUGCUCUGGCCGUGACAUGAUUUAUUGUUUAAAUAUUUUUUAAAUAAAAUGAUUUUAUUUUGUAAACAUUAAACAUAACCUCUAACUUCAAAGAAAAGCAUGUGUUGGUUAGGGAGGCUUCGUCGUUUUGACAAUGAAUAUUAGGGAGUGUCAGACAUAUAACGUUUAGCGUAAUAUUGUUUGGGAUUUUUUUUUCAAAUUUAAUAAGAAAAUAGGAGAAAAAUGUAUAGGCUAUUGUUUAUUUGAGAGUGAUUUCAUGCUCGGUACUGGUUUAAUAUUUAUUAUAUCCUAAUCCUGAUAAUCAUGCCUGAUCACUUUGCCCUUUUUGACUUUUAACGCAACUUCUGAAAUAAUCUGAAAUUGAAUAGAGCUGGCAACAAGUUCAGUUGUGCUUUUUUGACUUGACAGACAGCUUCAAACGGUUUUUGGCGGGCCGCGGUCGCGAUGGUCCAGUUCCUUCACUCAAAUAAUUGGUUAAGAAUGUUAUGAUGUUCAAAAAAUAAGUUUUUUUUGGUUUUACCAUGUAUGUGCUGGAUUUAAAGAAAGAGUUUUAUGAGUUUUUAGCAGGAAAAAGAAUUUUCUUAAUGGUCCACUAUGAUAUCGACAGCAUUUGUGCGUGCAAAAUCCUUCAGUCCCUCCUAAAAUACUGCAACAUCCUCUACACUUUGGCCAUAAUCCAAGGACGAGAAGACCUUAAAAAAGCCUACGCAGAAAACUAUGAAGAUGUAAAAUACUUUGUGCUACUCAACUGUGGUGGAUCUAUAGACAUUGUAGAAGAACUAGAGGCUGCAGAUGAUAUAGUGUUUUUUAUAUUGGAUAGUCAUAGGCCUAUAGAUUUGUGUAAUAUAUUUUCUACUGAUCAAGUGAGGCUGUUGAGUAGUCCUGACGAGGAUGCUUUAGUACCUGUACCUGAGUUUCAUGAUGUAUUCAGAGAUGAAUCUGACUCUGAAGCGGAAUCAGAAGCAGAAUCGACAGGAAGUGAUGGUGAAGACAGAGCAGCGAAAAGGCGAAGGCUAGGAGAAGAAGAAAUAAUGAAAAGACGAGAGAAAAGACUGUGGGAGGCAAACAAAAACAAAAUAUUGUUCGAGUACUCUCAAUACACUUAUUAUGCACGCGCAAGUGCCAUAAACAUGUUUGAUUUGGCAUGGAAGCUAAGCAAAGACGACAAAGACCUGCUGUGGUUGGCUAUAGUUGCACUCACAGAACAGCUACUGCUAGGAAAAAUAGAAAACACUCAGUAUAUUCUAGAAAUGGAAAGUCUUCGGAAUCAUUGUAAGAGACUCCAAAACAGAACAAACGACACAGACAUUCAGACAUCACUGAAAAUUUUAUUCGAAAAGGAUUUGAGGCUAUCACUUUAUAGGCAUUGGACAGUGGAGCUUAGUUUAAAAUAUUCAAUGUUUACUGCUGUUCGAAUGAAAUUGUGGACGUUGAAAGGCGACAAGAAGAUUCAUCAGCUUUUAGCUGAUAUGGGCCUUCCUUUGAGUCAGAGCAGGCAACAAUUUAAAUCCAUGGAUCUGGCACUGCGCAAAGAAUUUCAUAGUUCCUUAGAAAAAUCAUCCGAAAAAUAUGGCCUUCAAGAUAUUGAAUUUACCUCUUUUGUCCUUCAGUAUGGGUAUAGGAAUAAAUUUUGUGCUUCGGACAUAGUUUAUGCUUUACUUGCAAUUUUAGAAGCAUCACCUAGAGAUAAGAAACCAGAAGAAUUGUUCAACCAAGCCUUAGAUUGCUUAUCAAGGACUAAAAUUGAUGUAAUAAACAAUGCCUUAGAACGAGCCAAAAUAAUAGUACAAUCCCUAUUUAAGACUGUUCAAAGUGCUUUGGAUAGAAAACAAAUUAUAACUGCCGGGUCUUUUGUGUAUUAUGUCAUUCAAGAGGGUUGUCUGGAUUGGUACAUGUUCUCUCAUGUCCACAUACUCUCUCUUCUAGCUCAAUUUAUUUUAAAAGCCUAUGUUUCCGUGUCAAGGAAUAAAAGAGCGAAGGCGUUGCCACUUAUAGUCUCUGCUCCAAAAAAUAUUGAAAAUAGUACUUGUAUAUUGUUGGGCAUACCGCCUAUGUGUGAAAAUUCUCCUAGAAAUUUUUUCGGAAAAGCUUUUGAACAAGCAGCCGAAAAAAUGAACUGCGAAGUAAGCUGUGAUAACCUUGAUACAUCAUAUAUCGAACUCCGCGUUAAAGAUAGGACGCGAUUUUUGGAUGCGCUGGCAGCAUUACUAUAAUUUUAAUUUUUAUUCCACAAUUUUAUUUAUACAUAUUUUUUAAUUGAAAUGUGAGUAAACUUUUUUUAGUGUUUUAAUUUGUAUUGUUUCAAGCCAGUUUUUAGAUAUUUUAUCCACCACUGACAUAUUAUAAUGACACUAUGAUUGCUUUGAUUUUGAAUGAAUAAUGUGGCCUAUAACUCACUAGUAUAUCCUAUUCACAAUCCGUAGUCCAAAGGUAAAGGUAAAUUUAUCACUUUUCCCUAUCAAAUAGCACUAAAAGGUGAUAAAUUUUACCUUUACCUUUGGACUUCAGUAAUAAUAGCCCAAGGACAUUAAUAAUUGUCCGAAAAAAAAUUAUGACAGAUUUCGAAAGCUUAUUGCUUGAAAAGAGUCUGUUUUCUAUAGGCAACAAGCUUGAGAAAGUUGUAAAAUUUUUAAGUAUUUAUCAAUGUUUGAGGGUUAUUUGGAUAGAAAAUUUUGUGAUAGCAAUGUCCAAGACUAUGUCAUAGAGUGAAAACAACCCUAAUAGGGCUGUUUCCAGUAUAAUGUUGACAUGAUUGGUUGAUUUGUGUCACAUGACAAUAAAUAACAAAAUUGAACUGGUUGUUAGAACUGUCAAAGAAUUUUCUAAUCUAUUUUAAUCAUAUUUAUUAUUAAAAUGUAAUUGAAAAAUCAACGGUUUAACUAGAAAUAUGAUUUAUUAGAAUAUAACCCUGUUGAAAAUUGAAUUUCUACUUUAAGUAGUACCAAACGGCAAUAAAAGUAAGUCCAUCACUUGUCUUGAAUUAGGAAAAGAAAUAGCGGGUAAUUUGCAUAUAUCCUUACAAGCCCAAAUCUAUUAUUUCAGUAAGUACAGGGUGGCCCAAAUUCGAGCCUCAUCAUUGGGAUCUCGGUAACUGUAAGAGAUACCGGGUUGGUUAAAUUAUGGCAAAGUUGCGCAAUUUUAUGACCAAUAGAAUGCCGUUUUGAGACUAGAAAGAUUCCGAAUACUUCCGGAGAUAUUCGGAAAAAACCGAAAUUUUGUAAAAUCGUUUUUAUUUUUUCCUGGUCUUAUUUGAAGAGCAUUUUUAAAAUAAAUGUCACUUUAUUGUUGUCACUUUUUCCCCUUUAGAAGAUGGUGCUACUAAAUUUAAAAUUCGACGUUUCAUCUUCAGGUGGCCAUCCUCAACUUCCUUUUUUUGAAUACGGACCUGGAUUUUUUAUUUGCGAUUUUGUCAUCUUUGGGCAUCCUAAAACCGAUACUGUUUAUAAUUUUUCAAAAACAAAGUAAAAAAUCAGGUCCGUAUUUAAAAAAAAUAAAUUGAUGAUGAUUCCAGAGGAACGAAACGUUGGAUUUUAAAUUUAAUACCGCUAUCUUGUAGAGAAAAAAAGUGACAAUGGGAAUGGAAAGUUGGUUUUUCACAAUCUUUUUAAAUAAAAUCAGGAAAAAAUGAAAACUGUACGAAAAAAAACAUGAAUUUCUCGUUUUCCUCAAAUUUUUUCCUGAUUCCAUUUAAAAAGAUUUUGUAAAACUAAUUUCACAUUCCCAUUGUCAUUUUUUCUUCUCUACAAGAUGACGGUAUUAAAUUUGAAAUCCAACGUUUCGUUCCUCUGGAAUUAUCAUCAAUUUUUUUUUUUAAAUACUGACCUGCUUUUUUUACCGUGUUAUUGAAAAAUUAUAAACAGUAUGGGUUUUAGGAUGCCCAAAGAUGACAAAAUCGCAAAUAAAAAUCCAGGUUCGUAUUUAAAAAAAGGAAGUUGAGGAUGGCCGCCUGAAGACGAAACGUCGAAUUUUAAAUUUUAGUAGCACCAUCUUCUGAAGGGGAAAAAGUGACAAUGAUGAGGUGACAUUUAUUUUGAAAUUGCUUGUCAAAUAAGCUCGGGAAAAAAUAACGAUUUUACAAAAUUUCGGUUUUUUCCGAAUAUCUUCGGAAGUAUUGGGAAUCUUUCUUGUUUCAACGCGGCAUUCUAUUGGCCAUAAAAUUGCGCAACUUUGCCAUAAUUUAACCGACCCCGUAUCUCUUACGGUUACCGAGAUCUGAAUGAUGAGGCUCGAAUUUGGGCCACCCUGUACACAUUGCACAAUAUACAGGGUGUACCAGCCGAGAGUGACCCAUUUUAAAUGCUUAUAACUUUUAAACCAGGUGAGCUAGCUACCUGCGGUUUGUGCCAUUCGAUUUCUCUUGGUCUAAAGUUUUUUCUAGUAGGUUUCAAUUUUUUUUAAAACUUAUACUGGGCGAGUAAAAAAAAUCCGUUUUUCAACACCGAAAUUCUUCACUAUUUUCAAUGGAAUAUAUCGCAACGUCAAAAAAUAGAUUCAUGUUUAAGGUAUCCAUGUACCAAUAGACAUCGUCCCUAAAACUUGAAGUUUUAGCCGUAAAAAAUCAAAUUCGAAAUCUUGGUAUUUUUGCAAACACCUAUUUUCAAAGCUUCAACCUUAUGUUUGUAAGUACCUAUAUGUAUAUGUUAGCCAUUCUGUUCCAGGCAUUUGUGGAUCAAUAAAUGGUUGAAUCAAUUGUGUAACAUUUCCUGGAAAAUCGCUUCAAUGACAUUACAAAUGUUCCACUCAAGAUCUUCCAGGCUAUUUUAGCAAAGUAUUACCGCAUCUUUCCUUGACAUGACGCCAGAGAAAAAAGUCUAGAACUCUCAAGUCAAGAGAGUAAGGUGUCUAUUCUAUAGGCCAGCGGCCAGCUCUCCUUAUCCGUCUUUCCCCAAAUGUCAUAUCUAGUGAUUCCCUUGCUAUUAAUGAAUAAUGAGGUGGGGGAAUCAUCCUGCUGAAAAUAGAUAUCAUUCAAGAUAACCUCCUGUCUCAACUAUGGGAAAAAGAACAUAUCAGUGUAUACAGUUUCUGUUAUUGUUGGUUCAUCAAUGAAAAUGGUCUGUAUUUUUUCUCAAUAGAGAUUGCACACCAAACUGUUACUAUUGGGGUAUCUCUAUUUAAUGAGUUCCAGAGAAAAUACUUUGGCACUCGUUAAAUUUUCUUGGAAAAUGUAUCUCAACUUAAUUGAUAUCUAACUAGACAGUUACAAAAUUGUUUGCCAUAGUGAUAUCAAGUUCCUACAACAUAAAGUUGCAUGCGUUUGCAAAAAUACCAAGAUUUCGAUUUUGAUUUUUUUUUCGGCUAAAACUUCAAGUUUUAGGGACGAUGUCUAUUAGUACAUGGAAACCUUAAACAUUAAUCUUUUUUUUGACGUUGUGAUAUACAGGGUGUUCCAUUAGAAAUAGUGGAGAAUUUCGAUGUUGAAAAACGGAUUUUUUUUACUCGCCCUGUAUAAGUUUCAAAAAAAUAUGAAACCUACUGGAAAAAACUUUAGACCAAGAGAAAUCGAAUCGCACAAACCGCAGGUAGCUAGCUCACCUGGUUUAAAAGUUAUAAGCAUUUAAAAUGGGUCAAUCUCGGCUGGGACACCCUGUAUUAUGUUUUCCCUGUCAAACAGUUUUCCCUAUCCACUUUAUAUCCCCAAAAGUUGAUAGACUUUGAAACAAACAAAAAAUUAUUACAAACAAGGUCACAUCAGUCAGCGAAAAGGCUAAAUUUAAUUAUUUAGAUCCAAUAAUAGACAAAUUAGGUUUUUCUGUUUAUUAUAUUUAUGCAUAUUGUUUUUCACUAUUUCAUUUUGUUUGUCACAAAAUAGCAUUUGUAAAUAUAUCGGUUUUCAUGUUUUUUAGCUCUAUUGUGUACAAAUUAGGCUUUAAUUAAAUAAAUUGAAUUAUUAAUUUUUUAAAAAGGAAUUUUUUUUAUAGGUGUAGUAAAAGACCUUCAGAAUUAAGACUUUAAUAAGCUAAAAUCGUAGGCUAAAAUUCAGUACCGUUCUGUGUUCAGUACCUACAGAUUAUUCUGACAAUAACUGAUAACAUGAUAUACAAUAUAAAAGGUGGCUAAAUAGGAAACACAGUAAGGCUAUGGUCCGAAUAUAACCAAAUGUUAACCAAAGUAACAGAAUCGGUUGACAGAUGGUUACUGAAAAUUCCGGUUACUUGAGGAAAACGAAUAUGAAAUAAAAAAUAAUUGACAGAAAUUACAGAUAAAACCAACAGAAC